Molecule: messenger RNA, 522 nt
Organism: Kazachstania africana CBS 2517
Lineage: Eukaryota; Fungi; Ascomycota; Saccharomycetes; Saccharomycetales; Saccharomycetaceae
Gene: GMC2
Product: Gmc2p
Exons: 2
Coding region: 1-522 (173 amino acids)
Source: RefSeq, a predicted model, not a curated record
AUGGUAGAUGAUAUUAGUGAGACAGUAAGACCUGUUCAAGCAUGUGGGGGUGAGGAAGAUGGUGGCAAUAUCGGAGAGUUUGUCGGUAACCAUUGGUUGAACAAUGCAGAGUUCAAGAAGCAGGUUCAAGAUGAAACUGUGAAGAAGCAUGGGGAUGUUCUGAAGAAGUUGAAGCAGAUAUCGGAUGUAUUCAAAGAAUGCAGCAGUGAGAAUGAAAAAUUCGAGUUUGACUGGGAUUUAGUGUACGAUCUCUCGUCUAACUUGAUCGAAGAGUAUACCAGGGAAGUCGAUUCCGCUUUCAAUGAGUUGGAUUCAGUGAAUAAAGAAAUUGGACAAUGGCAAGAAGGUGGGUUCGUGAUGGACUCUCACAGGGGGGUCAUCAUGAUGAAUGAGAGCGAAGCGUGGCUGACCAUGAAGGAGAAAUAUCUGGCACGCAGGCAGGAGGAGUUACAUAGAUCUGCUAAGGAAAUUAGAGAAACCGUCAAGAGGUUGACACACGAUAACAAUCAGAAUAGCGAGUGA